AUGCAUUUAAAGGCAGGCAAGUCGCAGACCACCAAAGGUAUAUGGAUGGCUCGAUGUGCUGGCAUUGAACCGUGCACUAUUGUUAUGGAUCUUGAGGGCACCGACGGAAGAGAACGAGGAGAGGAUGAUACCGCGUUUGAAAAACAAAGUGCACUUUUUGCGCUUGCUGUUUCGGACAUAGUACUUAUAAAUAUGUGGUGCCAUGAUAUCGGUCGUGAGCAUGCUGCAAAUAAGCCUCUACUAAAAACCGUUUUCCAGGUCAUGAUGAGAUUAUUUAGUCCACGCAAAACAACGUUAAUUUUUGUUAUACGCGAUAAAACAAGAACACCUUUGGAAAAUUUAGAGCCUGUCUUAAGAGAAGAUAUACAGAAGAUAUGGGAUUCGGUUCCGAAGCCAGAAGCCCAUAAAGAAACACCAUUGAGUACAUUUUUCAAUAUUGAAGUUGUUGCUUUUUCUAGCUACGAAGAGAAGGAAGAACUGUUCAAAGAACAGGCUGCCAACUUGAGGCAAAGAUUCUACCAUUCCAUUGCACCUGGAGGGCUUGCUGGUGAUAGGCAAGGAGUUGUUCCCGCUUCGGGUUUUUCUUUUAGUUCAGAACAGAUUUGGAAAGUUAUUAAGGAGAAUCGCGACCUUGACCUGCCAGCUCACAAGGUGAUGGUGGCCACCGUGCGUUGCGAAGAAAUUGCUAACGAGAAAUACUCCGCCUUUGUUACAAACAAGGACUGGUGUGAGCUAGAGGAAGCUGUGAAAUCUCAUUUGGUGCCAGAUUUUGGGAAGAAGCUUAGUUCAAUGCUUGAAACUUGUAUUUCAAGCUACGAUGACGAUACUACGUUUUUCGAAGAUGGAGUUAGGACAGCAAAGCAAAAGCAACUGGAAGAGAAAUUGUUGCAACUUGUUCAAGCUGCCUACCAGUUAACUUUGGAACACAUAAGGUCUGAAACACUUGAAAAGUUCAAUAAAGCAUUUGAUAGUGCAUUGAGUGAAGGACAAGGGUUUUCAAAAGCUGCUAUUAAUUGCAAAACAUCAAUCAUGAAAUUAUUUGAUGAACAUUGUAAAGGUGCUGUUGUCAAACAAGCUGACUGGGAUCCAUCUAAAGAAAGGGAAAAGCUUUCGCUUGAUCUUGAUGCACAUAUUUCUGAUGUUUGUAAUGCAAAGCUAUCUGAUCUUUCUACACAAUAUGAGUCUAAACUAAAGGAGGCACUAUAUGGACCAGUGGAAGCACUUCUACAAGCAACUAAUGAUGAAACAUGGCCUUCAAUAAGAAAACUUUUUAAACGUGAGACAGAAAAUGUUGUCGCCGAGUGUUCUGCUGCACUUUCUGGCUUUGACAUGAAAGAACAAUCCAAAAAGGAUUUCUCAUCAAAAUUAGAAAAUUAUGCAAUAGACUUAGUUGAAAAGGUGGCCAAAGAAGAAGCUGGUAGAGUUCUAUAUCUUAUGAAAGAGAGGUUUACAAGCAUAUUUAAUCAUGAUAGCGAUCAAAUGCCUCGGGUUUGGAGUGGAAAGGAAGAUAUUCGAGCAAUUACUAAAACCGCUCGUUUAUCUUGUUUACAGUUGCUAUCUGUAUUGGCCGCAAUUCGUUUGGAUGGAGACGCAGAUAAGAUUCAAGAGACGCUUAUCCUUACUUUAUUAGAUCCAACGAAAGUUGCUGUUAAGAGCUCCACUUCAAAUGAUCCAUUGGCCUUAAGCACUUGGGAGAAGGUCCCCGCAUCAAGGACGUUGAUUACUCCUGUUCAGUGCAAAUCUUUGUGGAGUCAGUUUCAAAAAGAGACCGAGUAUACAGUCACUCAAGCUAUAUCUGCCCAGGAAGCUAACAAGAAAAGCAGCAAUUGGUUACCACCUCCAUGGGCUAUUAUGGCCUUAUUUGUUUUGGGAUUCAACGAAUUCGUGACCCUUUUGAGGAAUCCGUUGUAUCUGAUAUUGAUUUUCGUCGGUUAUUUGCUUUUGAAAGCUUUGUGGGUUCAACUAGACGUUGCUUCUGCAUUCCGCAAUGGCUUUCUUUCAGGCAUGCUCUCAAUAUCCACCAAAUUUAUUCCCGCCAUCCUCAACCUGACGAGAAAACUCUCAGAGCAAGGACAAACGCCCAACAAUCCACAAAUUACUCAUCAACAUAGUUCUUAGUAUGAAUAGUAUCGCCAAAUUUAGUGGGGGAUAAGAGAGGCAUUAGACAAACAUUUCAUCUAGGUGAGGUGACAUUUAGUAAAGAAAUCUAAUCCAACGGCCCGUUUGGACAUGUCACUAGUAGUGAAUCAAUUCAUCGGAUAAUGAACUUCUCGUGCAUGCCAAAUUGAUCGUUUUUCUAAUACGAUCCGUAUUGGGUUUCUAAGUAUUUUACUCCCAAACAAGGUAACAAAAGCCAUACAUACAUUAUAUACAUGUUUGUUACUUCUUUUUGGUUUUUCCUUUGAUUGUAUGUGAAAAAA
Molecule: messenger RNA, 2420 nt
Organism: Helianthus annuus (common sunflower)
Lineage: Eukaryota; Viridiplantae; Streptophyta; Magnoliopsida; Asterales; Asteraceae
Product: protein ROOT HAIR DEFECTIVE 3 homolog 1
Exons: 21
Coding region: 1-2118 (705 amino acids)
Biological process (GO): endoplasmic reticulum membrane fusion
Cellular component (GO): endoplasmic reticulum
Molecular function (GO): GTPase activity; GTP binding
Source: RefSeq, a predicted model, not a curated record